AUGCCUUGCUAUUAUCCUCGCAGCCGCGGCAGCUACCCUCUCCUGGUUGCCGCCAUCAUCAUCGUUGUUGCCAGUAAACUCGGAGAUGGCCUAUGCCGCCACGACGAGAGGGACGCUCUCCUCCGCCUCAAGAAGGGCUUCGUCUUCGACAACGCGCUCUCGGGGCUACCCUCCUGGCAGGCGAGCUCCGACUGCUGCACCUGGCAAGGCGUAACAUGCGGCGAUGCCGGCACGCCAGACGCCCAGGUGGUUGUUUCACUGGACCUCGCCGACCUCACCAUCUCCGGUAACCUCAGCUCCGACCUCUUCGAGCUCACGUCGCUUCGCUUCCUUAGCCUUGCGAACAACGACUUCCUGGGAAUCCCGCUGCCAAGCGACGGAUUCGAGCGGCUCAGCAGGCUCACGUACCUCAACCUCUCCGAUUGUGGCUUCGUCGGACAAGUGCCCAGUAGCAUUGCCCGCCUGACCAACUUGGAGACCCUUCAUCUCGCUGGUGCCUUCACCUGGGACACUGUACAGAACCAAGCGACUCCGUUUCUGGAGCUAAAAGAACAUACUUUUGACACCCUGAUCACCAACCUGAGCAGCCUCCGGAGGCUUUACAUCGAUUAUGUUAACAUUUCUGUUUCUGAUGUCAAUAAUUCCAGUUCCAGGCAUUCCCUCCGAGAGCUGAAGCUGUCAUACUGCUGGGUUACCGGGCCUAUUGCAAGUUCUCUAGUUCCAAAAUUACGGUCGCUCUCAAAACUGAUCCUUGAAAACUGUAUAUUUAGCCAUCCUAUGAUGAAUUCCUUCACCGGGGUUGAAAAAUUGUCUUCCUUGUUGGUUUUUAGCCUCAGUAACUCUGGGCUGAUGGGAACCUUUCCUUCAUCAAGGGUAUUUUCCAUCAAGACCUUAAAAGUGCUCGACUUGUCAGGAAACACCAUGCUGCAUGGAGAGCUGCCUGAGUUCAGGCCAGGCAGUGCUUUACAGAGUUUGCUGCUUUCCAGCACGAUGUUCUCUGGAAACUUACCAGAAUCUAUUACCAACCUCCAUAAUCUCGUGACACUGGACCUUUCCAGUUGCCUCUUCUAUGGAGCUCUGCCGUCCUUUGCUCAAUGGACGAUGAUUCAGGAGAUUGAUUUGUCAAAUAACAAUUUCGUUGGAUCGUUACCUUCGGAUGGGUAUGGUGCUCUGCAUAACCUCACCAGGAUUAAUCUUAGCAAUAACUCACUCUCUGGUGAGAUACCUGUGAAGUUGUUUUCUCACCCUUGUUUGCUGGAGUUGGACCUCACCCACAAUAAUUUCACUGGACACCUUCUGUUGCAUCCAAAUGCAUCUUCUAGGUUGCAGCAUCUUUUUCUAGGCGAAAAUAAUCUGCAAGGACAGAUUCCGGAGUUAUUGUCCAAGCUCUCAGGACUCACAAAAUUGGAUCUCUCGUCCAACAAUCUUACGGGUACCAUGGAUCUAAGUCUGCUCAAGAAUUUGACGAACCUCUCUAUUCUUCAACUAUCCCGCAACAGGCUGUCUGUUCUUGAGAAAGGUGAUGCCAGGUCUUAUGUUGGAUAUCCCAAUAUUGUGUCCUUGGGGCUGGCAUCGUGCAACUUAACAAAGCUGCCUGCAUUCUUGAUGUACCUGAAUGAAGUUGAAAGAUUAGACCUCUCAGAAAACAGCAUUGCCGGGCCCAUACCUGAUUGGAUUUGGAAGGCUGGAGCUAAUGAUUUCUACUACGUCAAUCUCUCCCAUAAUUUAUUCACCAGUAUCCAGGGGAAUAUCUUAGCGCCUGCAUACCUUUAUCUAGAUCUCCAUUCUAACAUGAUUGAGGGCUCACUACCGAACCCCCCACUGAACAUUUCAUUCAUGGACUGCUCCAGCAACCAUUUCACUCACUGGAUUCCAACAAAGUUUCUGUCACGCCUGACUUACGCGUACUUCCUGUCACUUUCAAACAAUAUGCUCACAGGAGAAGUGCCACCAAUGAUCUGCAAUGCAAGCAAUCUCAAGGUUCUUGAUCUUUCAUUUAAUAGUUUGGGUGGCUUAAUACCACCCUGCUUGUUACAGGAGAACAAGAGCAUUGCUGUGUUAAACUUGAGAGGCAAUAUCUUCCGGGGACCACUGCCCCAAAAUAUCAGUAGAGGAUGCGCACUCGAGACAGUAAAUCUUAAUAACAACAAGCUGGAGGACAAGCUGCCAGAAUCUCUGGUGAACUGUAAGAUGCUACAGGUUCUAGAUGUUGGGGACAACCAGAUAGUGGAUACUUUUCCAGGCUGGUUGGGAGAUCUCCCUCAGCUGAGAGUGCUUGUUCUGCGAUCAAAUAGGUUCCAUGGCCCAAUUACCGUUCUCGAUGGAACAAAUUUCUUUCCCAUGUUACAGGUCUUUGACAUAUCUUCUAACGGUUUCAAUGGUGGGAUACCGGCACAGUACUUGAAGAGACUGAAAGCAAUGAUUAAUUCUUCUGAAGUUGAAAGCCAGGCCCGGACAGUUGGGUACCAGUAUGCGAUUGACACAUACUACGAGAACUCUGUAACUGUGAUGGUCAAGGGGCUGGAUUUGACGCUUGUAAGGAUCCUAUAUACCUUCAAAUCCUUUGAUGUCUCGAACAACAGCUUUGAUGGCACCAUACCCAGUGAAAUUGGUGACCUCAAGCUUCUCAAAGUGCUCAACCUAUCAAGGAAUGCAUUUGCAGAUCAGAUCCCUUCCCGGAUAUCGAGUAUGGUGCAGCUGGAAUCACUGGACCUCUCACGCAACUAUCUCUCAGGGGAGAUCCCUUCGGGCCUGGCAUCCCUUACUUUUCUUGAGGUAUUGGACCUCUCUUACAAUUAUUUGUCUGGGCCGGUUCCGCAGUCUGGUCAGUUCUUGACUUUCCCGAACACUUCCUAUGAAGGGAACAACGGAUUGUGUGGGAGUCGACUUUCUCGUCAGUGCCACAGGCCUGAGUCGAGAAUUAGAGAUGACGGCGACAAUGAUUCUGCAAACUGGGAUGUUCUGUCUGUUGAGUUAGGUGUUGCUUGUGGCUUGGCAGCUGUGACUGGAUACUUGCUGUUGUCAAGCCGAGGGAGAAGGUGGUUUACCACACAUAUUGACUCUUUGUUGCUGCAUGUCCACCAUUUCUACCAUCGCUUCUAG
Messenger RNA from Panicum virgatum (switchgrass), 3102 nucleotides. Its product is annotated as receptor like protein 27-like. Gene Ontology annotation, molecular function: protein binding. The transcript has a single exon. The record is from RefSeq and is a predicted model, not a curated record. Lineage: Eukaryota; Viridiplantae; Streptophyta; Magnoliopsida; Poales; Poaceae. Bases 1 to 3102 code for a protein of 1033 amino acids.